AUGGCAGGAACCACGACAGACCCCUUCGCGGCCUCGAGUCCGUUGGUCCCGAUGCACCAUCCCACCAUGACGCAGCACGACUAUCGUUUUCCGCGAAGGCCAGACGACGCCGGACCCCGGAAAUCCGACCUGCACGGAGCUUACACGCCCGCACCCGCUCGGUCGACAAUGACCUCCACGCCGAUGGCAGCACCACCCAGGAUAUCGACGACGGCCGCAUCAGCCACGAUGAUGGCAGCAGCGCCCGGUACCUCGCGCUCGGGUGCCUCUGGUGCCUCUCGGUCUGGCGCUGGUUUGCAUGACGCCCGCCUAGACCAGCCCCUGACUCACGGGGGUGUCCACCAAAACUUGUUGCGCACCGCCGCCUUCCCAGCGUUUCAGCAAAGCGCAGCCCGUGAGGCCCAGAACCUCGAUGACAUGCAAAGGCAGGACCCGUUGGCCACCCAGGUGUGGAAGUUCUACGCUCGCACGAAGCAGUUUCUCCCCGCGCAAGAGCGCAUGGAGAACCUGACGUGGCGGAUGAUGCAUGUCAAGUUGCAAAGUGCAAGGGCAGCAGCGAACGCACUCAAAACUACCCGAGCUCUGGGCACGCCUGCGAAUGUUCCCAGCGGGAUUGCGCAAUUGCGCCAGUCGUCAGAUCAUGCCCCGCCAUCGUCGGACCCAAUGAAUCUGGACGACUUCAUCCACAACGACAAUGUCGGCACACCGGCCGGCCUUGCCCUGACCCCGACUCCGGAAACCAUGCGCCAGGCCGAGGAGCGGUCGGUCCACUCCACCGCCGCCGCCAUCCCCAUCAAGACCCGGAAGGACCCGGCGCCGUCGUCUUCCCAGCAGCUGGCGCCUCAGUCCGUACCCGUUGCUGCACACCAGAGGGUCCAGGACGAGUUCGGCUCUCUCCCGCGUCACCCACGCAAGACGAGCAUCGACGAGACCGGCCUGCGGACCCGAAAGCGCCCAGCCAAUUUCUCACCCCACGUCCCUGCUGUGAACAGCGGACUUGCAGCAAAUGGACUUGAUGCCGAUACGGAACUUCAGGAGUACUCGCUUGACCACUUACACCCGCCCAAUGGCCUGCCGCAAGCGCCCAAUCAAAUGGGAGUCCCCUUCCCGCUCGAUACCUUCCGCUUGGGGAACGAUCUGGGUCUCAGUUCUGCCGACACCUUCCAGCAGCAGAACUUCUCCUUCUCCCCGGCCACAUCGCCCAUGGUCCCUAACGAUCCGUUCACCAAUCUCUACAACCGUCCUUCGGCGCCCUCGGGCUCCCUCGGCGGCGCCGACUUCUAUUCGCCCCCGGGAUCUGCUUACCAGUCUGCGGUCUCUACCCCCCAUCCCCUGACGACCGAAGGGGAGGGCGGCUUCUUCUUUGGAUCCAUGGGCCCGGUUGGCCAACAACCGUACCGCCCUGUUCACCCGGCCUUCAGCAAUCAAAUGGCUCAGCAAUAUCCGUUUGCUCCCAAUGGCAACCUAAUGUUUCCCGCCGCCUCUACCGGCCCCGAUGUUUCGGGCUUUACCGCGCCCAUGUCAUUUGGUCACGUUGACCCAGCGCGGGUGUUCCAGCAGCCGGAGAUACCAGCCCGCUCUCCUGCUGUCGGCUUAGCACAGGAAAACCUAUUUUCCUUUGGCGGCGAUUCGGAUGAUGAGGAAGGGGGUGCGUUCGCCGACCGCAACAUCCCGGUCCCCCAGAGCCUCUCUCCGCAAGGCUUGGAGGACAAUGGGUUUGACGGCUCCUCGCUGCAGUGGGACCCAUCUCUUCCCGGCAACUUCAGCAUGCAGGCGGCCAGGUAUCCGGCCGGGCCCACCCGGAAACAAGUGACAAUAGGCGGCACAACGACCGAUUAUGUCGAUCAGAAUGGCGAGUGGGAGGGAUCGGGCCUGAACAGGUCGCAAUCCCAAUCUUUCCGGGGCUCGAACGGGCGCAAUGGUAAACUUCCCCGAACAGCAUCCACGUCCAAGUUGCCCGGCCGGGGCAAUAAUACGUUUGAUCGAUUAGCGGGAUCGACACCAAAUUCACCGCCCGCCGAUGCGUCGAAUCAGCAGCCGGGCUUUUCUUCUGCUACCGCGAGCCGGCCGCCGUCCCCCCACCCGGGAUCAAGGCAUGGUUCGACAACCAACCUUCAGACUGCGGGAGGUGGGCAGCUGGAGGGCAACUCCGAUAAUAACAACAGCAGUACGAGUGCUAGCGCACCCACAACAUGCACCAACUGCUUCACGCAAACGACCCCAUUGUGGCGCCGUAACCCGGAGGGCCAGCCUCUCUGCAACGCCUGUGGCCUGUUCCUCAAGCUUCACGGCGUGGUUCGCCCGUUGAGCUUAAAGACGGACGUAAUCAAGAAGCGGAAUCGCGGCUCGGGCAGCAUGCCCGUCGGGGGCAGCAGCACUCGGUCUCGAAAGAACGGCGGGACCUCGGGCGGCAUCACAAAACGAGGUUCGGCGUUGUCGGUAUCCUCUACCGCCAACCCCCCUCCCGCUCCUCCCGCGCCUGUACAGGCGACAACACCCCCGGCUGCUCAAAACCGCGCUGGUAGCGCCAACGACGGUGAGAGCCCUGCCAGUGGUGCCGCAUCCGCCGGAAACACUGCCGGCAACACGCCCACGAGUUAUGGCGGCUCGUCUACCCUGAUAGCCGGUGGCAAGGGUGUUAUCCCCAUUGCUGCCGCGCCGAUUAAAAACCUGCCCGGGCCUGGGGCAGCCUCUUUACCACGGACAUCCACUACGUCUUCCUCCUCGAAACGUCAGCGCCGACACAGCAAGAGCGUUGCGGUAGAGCAAGCGCUUUCGAGUACGGGCAUGGACAUCGAUAGCCCCGAGAGCACGACAAGCUCAAACGAAGCCGCAAUGUCGAUGGCGCGACCUCUGGGCUCUAGCUCAACGCACGGCUUGGCUUCGAUGCAGCCCAGCUCGAGCAGUCUGAGCCUCGCAGGUGGCUUUGCGGGCAGCAGCAGCUCCACGCAACGACCCUUGGCUGGCCCUGGAAGUCAACGCGCCGCGCCGCAGGAGUGGGAAUGGCUUACUAUGAGCUUGUAG
Molecule: messenger RNA, 3024 nt
Organism: Dichotomopilus funicola
Lineage: Eukaryota; Fungi; Ascomycota; Sordariomycetes; Sordariales; Chaetomiaceae
Exons: 3
Coding region: 1-3024 (1007 amino acids)
Biological process (GO): negative regulation of transcription by RNA polymerase II; positive regulation of transcription by RNA polymerase II
Molecular function (GO): DNA-binding transcription factor activity, RNA polymerase II-specific; zinc ion binding; RNA polymerase II cis-regulatory region sequence-specific DNA binding
Source: RefSeq, a predicted model, not a curated record